CCAAAAGCUGCAUUUGUUUAUGCCAUUUUGAUGCAAUCCAGAAAUAUAGAGUUGAGCCGUGUACAGAGAAUGGUGUCAAUGUUAUUGAUGGAUAACAUUUGUGAUCAGAAGGUUUAUGAUCGAUUGCAGCCUUUAGGAGCAUGUUUAUGCUAUGGCAGAACAUUGACAGUUGUAGAUCUAAUUGGAGGUAGCUUCAACCACCACCUCAUAGACAAUCUUAAAUUGAAAAGAUUCAGAAUAAUUGGGGACAAUGUGAAUUGGAAAACAUCUGUACAUGACGAAAGAAUCGAUAAUAAGUCACAUAUGGAACAUGCUUUUGCAUCUGCAGUAAUUGUACAGAAUACUGAUUUUUCUUAUUUACAUAUGCCGUCACCAUUUCAUUGUACUAUGCAGGUUAAUGAAUUUAGGGAUUAUAUACCUAAUCCCAAUGAUAUUCAGAAUAUCAAGUACGACUACACCAUAUUGAUUGCUCGCGUGCUUCAAAAUCACAUCCCUUUCUUCAGACAAUUUAAAGAUGUAAUUCCAAAUGAAAUUAGUUCUCCAAUAUCAGAUAAGUUAAAACAAAAAUCCAGAGUUAUCCCGCUUGCUGUAUUGCACAAAAAUGAACAGCGCUAUCAAGAUGUAGUUGGAAUACUUGAUUACUACGAAAAGGUUGUCGAAGAUGUAUUUUCAAGUGUUGGAAAACAUAUGGAUGAUGUUAAGAUUCACAUUGGGGGGGAUUUACUGACCAGAGAACGUUUUUCUGGGGCAAAGAAUUUGAGAGCCCACCAUGUAGAUCCAAAAGAGAAAUUCAGUCAUCUUUCCCCAAUAACUUUUGAAUUAUUUCACCUAUUAAUGAACUUUUUAACCAUGACAUUUAAGAUGCUAUAUUCAAAGGAAAGUGGAGCAGAAUUGGGAACAUUGAAGUCUUUUCAAGAUAGAAUUUCAAGAUCCAAUGUGGGAGAAGAUGUUAAAAACAAGUACGAUGCAGAUAAAGACUUUUUUAUUUCUGUUGUGGACAUGCAUAUUGUAGAAUGCAUACUGCAUUAUUUUGGAAUGGAAUCGGUUUCAUCUGUGCCUACUGUACAUGUUCCACCUUCAUUUAAUAACUUAGAAGAAAAGCGACAAUGGUUGUUUGAGACAAUUGGUGAUGUAAUUUCCAAAUAUGUUUUAUCUGAUGGCAAUACAAAUGAGUGCUGGACAGAAGAGGCAAUAAAAGUUAAUGGACAGCCAGUUGUUGUACAACUAACUGAUGGAAGAAAAGUAACAUUAAUGAAAAAGUCAAAAGCACCAAAAUAUGACUAUGUAAAAAAUUAUGCACAGAUGAUGCUAGAGCUUGGUCUGCUUUUCAAAGAUCUAAUGGAUAUGAUAAAAUUGCCAGAGCGAACCCGAGGCAUUAGGCUAUUGAAAGUAGCUAUGCUUUAUUUCAAAAGUCAUAAAAAUUUGUCAAAGUAUGCUCUUGACAUACUACGCUUUCUGGUUCACCAACUCAUACUUCUGUCUGAGAAGGAAGCAAAUGAAGAAUUUUAUGGGCUUUUUGUCAACACAAAUGGUCACUUUAAUGGCCACAUCCCUGCAGACUUAGCUAUGGAACAUCUAGUCAAGAAAGUGAAAGAUCACUUAAAACAUAUGUUUUCAAAUAAAACAGAAAGCAACAUAAUGAAUAGAACAAAAGCUCUGGGUGCCAUUCGAGACAUUGCUGAAAAUUUUGAAAAACAAUCAAAGGUUAUUAUUAGAGCCAAAAAACAUUCUGACAAAUCUGCUGCAGAUGAUGAAAAGAUCAUUUUAAAAGACCUCAGGAAAUUGAAACCAUUUCAAUUUGAGGCUGGCAGAGCACAUGAACAUUUCUCAAAGAUUCCUAGCACUAUAGUGAAUCAGUUUAAUACUAGCCAUUACUUUGAAUGGAUUGAACCAAGGAUACAGAUGUUUGCAACAGAAAUUGGAAACUGAAGAUUUUUAA
Mytilus trossulus (common blue mussel) is the source of this 1939-nucleotide messenger RNA. RefSeq lists its product as uncharacterized. The transcript has 3 exons. Lineage: Eukaryota; Metazoa; Mollusca; Bivalvia; Mytilida; Mytilidae. The coding region runs from base 31 to 1929 and encodes 632 amino acids. The record is from RefSeq and is a predicted model, not a curated record.